Penicillium canescens is the source of this 1629-nucleotide messenger RNA. RefSeq names its product glucose-inactivated glycerol proton symporter STL1 (gene mfsA). Gene Ontology annotation, biological process: transmembrane transport; carbohydrate transport. The record is from RefSeq and is a predicted model, not a curated record. Lineage: Eukaryota; Fungi; Ascomycota; Eurotiomycetes; Eurotiales; Aspergillaceae. The coding region runs from base 1 to 1629 and encodes 542 amino acids. Gene Ontology annotation, cellular component: membrane. Gene Ontology annotation, molecular function: carbohydrate:proton symporter activity. The transcript has a single exon.
AUGUGGACGACCACCAGCGGCUUGAGUGGUCGGUCGCUCCGUUUGAGCAUCACCUUCACCGCUGUCAUGGGUUUCGCGCUCUUCGGCUACAAUCAGGGCAUGAUGGCCGGCCUCCUCAACGGCGACGAGUUCGUAAACUCCUUCCCAAUUCUCAAAAUGCCUGAGCCUGCGACUGCGGCGCAAGAACACUACAUCAACGUCAUCCGCGGUGCCGUCACAUCCUGCUAUGAGCUUGGCUGUUUCUUCGGCGCAUUGUUCUCCAUGUUCUUCGGCGAGAGACUCGGUCGCACUCGCCUGAUCUUUACGGGUGCCAAUGUCCUGACUAUUGGUGCCUUGCUUACAACGGUCUGCUUUACUGGUAAAUGGGAAAUCGGUCAGUUCGUCAUUGGCCGUGUUGUAUCGGGCAUUGGAAAUGGCAUGAACACGGCCACAAUCCCGGUCUGGCAAUCGGAAUGCUCCGGCGCUCACAAUCGUGGCUUCCUCGUCUGUUUUGAGGGUGCGAUGAUCGCUGGUGGCACCUUUAUCGCCUACUGGGUGGUCUUUGGUAUCUCGCACGCCGCGGAUAGCGUCCAGUGGCGAUUCCCUGUGGCGCUCCAGAUCUUCUUCGCUCUAAUCGUGGCCACCGGUGCCUUGAUGCUCCCGGAUUCCCCGUCGUGGUUUGUAAAGAGAGGACUUGACAAGGAGGCCUGCGAAGUUCUCGCUAAGAUCAAGAACACCUCUCCUGAUUCCGAUCAAGUACUUCAUGACUUCAACUUCCUCAAGACGGACGUGGAGUUCUCGAAGAACGUGCAGUCAAGCUGGAAGACAGUCUUCACAUUCGGCAAGACCCAGGAAUUCCAGCGCCUUCUUAUUGGUUGCUCCGGCCAGUUCUUCCAGCAGUUCACCGGCUGUAACGCCGCUAUCUACUACUCCACGCUACUUUUCCAGGAAAAUCUGCACAUGCAGAAAUACCUAUCUCUGAUUAUGGGUGGUGUCUUCGCUACUGUCUACGCCCUUGCGACCAUCCCGUCCUUCUUUAUGAUUGAAAGAGUUGGCCGUCGCAACCUAUACUUGAUUGGUUUCCUAGGCCAGGGACUCAGCUUUGUUAUUACAUUCGCUUGCUUGAUCAAGGAGAACGAGAAUAAUGCCAAGGGUGCUGCCGUUGGUAUCUUCCUCUUCAUUACUUUCUUUGCAUUCACUCUCUUGCCACUGCCUUGGAUCUACCCACCGGAGAUCAACCCCCUCCGUACCCGUACUGUGGGUGCGGCGGCGUCGACCUGCACCAACUGGAUCUGCAACUUUGCCGUGGUCAUGUUCACGCCACUUUUCGCUGGCCAAAGCCCAUGGGGCGUUUAUCUCUUCUUCGCACUGUUCAACUUCCUCGGGUUGAUAUUCGGCUUCUUCUUCUACGUUGAGACAGCCGGCCGUGAGCUUGAGGAGGUCGACAUAAUCUACGCCAAAGCCCAUGUCGAAGGGAAGAUGCCGUUCAGGGUCGCCCAUGACCUGCCCAAGCUCAGUUUCGAACAGAUUCUCCAACAGUCUCGCGAGCUGGGCUUGGAUACCACCGAUCAUGCCGCACCUGAGAAGUCCGAGCUCGGCCUCAGUAGUGACAAUGGCCAGGAGACUGACGAAGUUCCGGAUAAGCAGUAG